GGGAUUCGCACAAAGGGAAGGUCUCUGGGAGGCUGUCUGAUGCGCCGCCGGUCCCUGCUUUCUCUUUGCCCAGGGCGCCUCUCCCUCUCCUCCCCAAUAGCUGGCCCUGGAACUGGGGUGGGGGUUGUGUCCAGCGCCCUUCCUCGGCGGCACUGUUAAAACCGGGCUGGCUUGUGCUCGCGUUCUGGUGCUGCCGCUGCCUUUGUCUCGGGCAAGGGUUGGGCAUCUCUUGCCAGUGUAUUUGGAAGGUUGGACCUGCCGGAGCCAUGUUCAGAAUCAAGCUAGAGCCUUUAAAAAUUAGCACUUGGGCCAUGAAUGUCUUUGUGAAGUUCCGGAAUAAAGAGUCUGCAGCUGGGGCCGUCUCCACCAUGGGGAAGGAUUACUACAAGGCCCUGGGGAUCCAGUCGGGGGCCAACGAAGAUGAGGUCAAGAAAGCCUACCGGAAGAUGGCCUUGAAGUAUCAUCCUGAUAAGAACAAGGAUCCCAACGCUGAGGAGAAGUUCAAGGAAAUCGCAGAGGCCUACGAUGUGCUGAGUGACCCCAAGAAACGGGCCGUCUAUGACCAAUAUGGGGAGGAAGGGCUGAAGACGGGUGGUGGCUCCUCGGGCAGCUCAGGGAACACCUUCCACUACACCUUCCACGGGGACCCUCACGCCACCUUUGCCUCUUUCUUCGGGGGCUCCAACCCUUUUGACAUCUUCUUCACCAGUGGCCGUUCUCGGGUGUUCAAUGGCUUUGACCACGAGGACAUGGAUGUGGAUGAUGACAGUGAUGAUCCAUUCAGCGCCUUUGGUCGGUUUGGAUUCAAUGGCAUCAAUGGGGUGCACCGGAGACACCCCGAGCCCAUCCAUAUGCGUCGGAAGGUGCAGGAUCCGCCGGUGGUCCAUGAGCUAAAGGUCUCGCUAGAAGAAAUCUACCACGGUGCUACCAAGCGAAUGAAGAUCACCCGCCGGCGGCUGAACCCAGAUGGAAGAACGCUGCGGACUGAGGAUAAGAUCUUGAACAUCGUCAUCAAGCGUGGCUGGAAAGAGGGCACCAAGAUCACCUUCCCCAAGGAAGGGGAUGCCACACCAGACAACAUCCCUGCUGACAUCGUCUUCAUCUUGAAGGACAAGCAGCAUGCUCACUUCAGGCGGGAUGGGACAAACAUCAUCUACACGGCCAUGAUCAGUCUUAAAGAGGCCUUGUGCGGCUGCACCGUGAACAUUCCCACCGUCGACGGGCGCGUCAUCCCCCUGCCCUGCAACGACAUCAUCAAGCCCGGCACUGUGAAGAGGCUGCGUGGCGAGGGGCUGCCUUUCCCCAAGGUGCCCACCCAGCGCGGAGACUUGAUUGUCGAGUUCAAAGUCCGCUUCCCGGACAGAAUAGCCCCCCAGACCCGGCAGAUCCUCAAGCAACACCUGCCCUGCUCCUAGAGCCCCCCCGCCCCGCUCCAGGCAGCAAUACUUCCUUCACGCGUGUGUGCUGGCUGCGGUGCACGGGGCUGGGGCUGGGGCUGAGCCCGGCCCCCUGCUGCAAAGCGCUGCCCUCCUUCCCCCAGAGACUCUGGCCUGGCUUGUGUGCUCCUCUCCCUCUGGCUGGCUGCGAGUGGCUCCUCCUUGGGCCUGGCUUCCCUGCUUUGCGUGAGCCCAGAGCGGGCGGGCGGGCUGGCUCUCUCUCUCACUCGGCGGCAGUGCCGUCUGUGCAGGGUUUGGCUGGUGCAGAACUGCCUGUGUCACGCCGGGGAGAGGAUCCGGGGGGGGGGGGGCGCCCUGCCUGCUGUAAAUAGGACUCCAGCGCCUCUCCUGCGGAUGCUCGGACCACCGCCUCUUCCUGCUGCUCCUCUCGGUGGCUGGGUCAAAACGGCAGCCCGGGCUUGUUCUCCAGGAGCGGAGCCAGUUCUGCCCCGGGGCCACAGUGUCCGGUGGUGCCCAGCCUGCGCGGUGUGGAGCGGAAGACCUCCGGUUCUCUCCCUCCCUCCCUCGGCCGCCUUCGUUUUGAAGCACACAGACAAUCUUGGCUCUGCAAAGCCCGGCCAGGCCAGGCUGCUCUCCUGGGGAUUGCCGAGCCUGCUGGCAAGCCGAGCCCUUGUUUCUCCCCUGCAAGGCCGGAGGCAGAGCGGAGAGCCAGCCGCGUCCGUGGUCUCCUUGCCAGGCCUCUUUGAAUGGAUGCUUCCUGUGUUUAUUAUUAAUAGAAAGCUCAUCAGGAUGGUCUCUUGCUCUUCACUUCGGGUUUUCCAGUGUGGUUCAUCCUCUCUCUGGGGGUGGGGUGGGGUGGGGGAUAACUCUCCCCUCUGCUGUGUGAAGCAGCACGAUGGGGAUCUAGGCAUUAAAGUUCAGAGCCAGAGUCCAGGAGGGAGGGGCUGGCAAGUUCUUGGGGGCAAGGGAGGACCGUGUGUGUGUGUGUGCUUGAAUGUGUGUGAGUGUGUGUGGGUGCAUCUCUUUCAGAGAGCCAAAAGGGCUAGGCCAGGGUGGGCAAGAAGGUUGCCAGAUCUGCUUGGGUGAUGGAGUGUUUAGAGGCUGCAUUUAAAAACAAACACCCCACCCUACUUUAGAGGGGAAGUUUUAAAGUAGUGUUUCAUGCCUUGGUCAGGUGCGCCUUGCUCCGCUUGCAGGGACAGCUCUGGGAAAAUAACAGGCUAGUGGGGGGCAUGACUCUGAUCAGGUUCCGAAACCGUCUCGCCACCCUGAAAUACAAUGUGGUGCCAAAUCUCUUGUCCACAGGAUUCCCGACUUUCCGUUGGGGUUUGAAUGGAAGUAUUUAUUCUGACUUGAAGCGGGAGGCUGCCUGAGGGUUCCUCUCGGCCCGCUGCUGUUUCGCUUGUUCCUGGGUCCGGGGAGACUAGCGGCCUUCACUGCAGCUGGGCUUUGCAGCGGGCACCGAGCUAACUCUCUUCGAUCUGUUGUAGGAGGACGGGCUGCGUGCCUACACAGCACACUGCCGCUUCCUGUAUAGCUGUACAGAAUCUAACAGAGUCCUUUUAAUGUGCAAUUUUUUGGAGAAGAUUAAAACUCUUAAAGCAGUGUUGAACUGAUCAACCAGUUCCUACGGUUAUGACAAUGCCUUUUUGCCCCCUCCAAUGUGUGUGUUUUAAAUACAAAAAAAACUCUUGAGGCUGGUUGUGCUGCUGAGGCAGAGGAGCGUUGGGCGUGGAGGUGGCAGCGCCUUUGGGGUUUUUCCCGAUUCAGGGAGACCCCGAGUGCUUUUAUAGCCGUUUUUUGGUAUUUCUUUCCUCCUCUUUUGUAAUGUCCUGUAUUAAUAAUAUUUAAAAAGAAUAAAGUAUUUUAAAAAUAA
This is a messenger RNA of Hemicordylus capensis (graceful crag lizard), 3273 nucleotides long. It is a transcript of the gene DNAJB5, whose product is annotated as DnaJ heat shock protein family (Hsp40) member B5. Gene Ontology annotation, biological process: protein refolding; negative regulation of transcription by RNA polymerase II. NCBI's taxonomy places the organism in Eukaryota, Metazoa, Chordata, Lepidosauria, Squamata, Cordylidae. The transcript is spliced from 4 exons. The record is from RefSeq and is a predicted model, not a curated record. Gene Ontology annotation, molecular function: protein-folding chaperone binding. Gene Ontology annotation, cellular component: cytosol; cytoplasm. The coding region runs from base 267 to 1415 and encodes 382 amino acids.